Molecule: messenger RNA, 506 nt
Organism: Phymastichus coffea
Lineage: Eukaryota; Metazoa; Arthropoda; Insecta; Hymenoptera; Eulophidae
Product: histone H2A-like
Exons: 1
Coding region: 97-498 (133 amino acids)
Cellular component (GO): nucleosome
Molecular function (GO): DNA binding; structural constituent of chromatin; protein heterodimerization activity
Source: RefSeq, a predicted model, not a curated record
GAGACUGCCAGAGAACAUAAAAGCGGAAAAAAAAUUUCUUAAAAUCAUUCAAUUGUUCUUCUUGGUUAAAUAACUGUUGUCAAUCUAAAUUUGAACAUGUCUGGACGUGGAAAGGGAGGCAAAAUUAAGGCGAAGUCAAAGACUCGUUCCGCCAGAGCAGGACUUCAGUUCCCUGUUGGACGUAUCCAUCGUCUUCUUCGCAAGGGCAACUAUGCCGAACGUGUUGGUGCUGGAGCUCCAGUUUACCUGGCUGCUGUGAUGGAGUAUUUGGCAGCUGAAGUUUUAGAGUUGGCUGGCAAUGCUGCCCGUGAUAAUAAGAAGACCAGGAUCAUCCCGCGUCAUCUUCAACUUGCCAUCCGUAACGACGAGGAGUUGAAUAAACUGCUCUCUGGUGUAACUAUUGCUCAAGGUGGUGUCCUUCCUAACAUUCAGGCUGUACUUUUGCCCAAGAAAACUGAGAAGACCGGUAGUACUUCUAAAGCUAGUCAAGAAUAUUAGAUCUUAAU